This is a messenger RNA of Chaetomium fimeti, 2950 nucleotides long. Its product is annotated as Aspartate/glutamate/uridylate kinase. Gene Ontology annotation, biological process: L-arginine biosynthetic process. Gene Ontology annotation, cellular component: cytoplasm; mitochondrion; mitochondrial matrix. The coding region runs from base 129 to 2762 and encodes 877 amino acids. NCBI's taxonomy places the organism in Eukaryota, Fungi, Ascomycota, Sordariomycetes, Sordariales, Chaetomiaceae. Gene Ontology annotation, molecular function: NAD binding; acetylglutamate kinase activity; N-acetyl-gamma-glutamyl-phosphate reductase (NADP+) activity. The transcript has 2 exons. The record is from RefSeq and is a predicted model, not a curated record.
UCGUUUACGAAGCUCCCUCCUCCAACCCACCACCCAGGUUCGGUUACUGUUUCGAGACGUUCUCAACCUUCAUUCCUCGGUCCGCACGCCCUUUUACGUUCUCUCCCAAGAACAGCCCGGCCGCAAAGAUGCUUUCCGCUUGUGCUGUUGCCGUUAGGGCGGGCGCCCGCCGCAGCGUCCGCCGUCUCCCCCGGUCACGCUCCGUCGCCGUUCCCGCCGCCCUUCGCCGCGAACGACUAUUCUCCUCGUCCGCCGUACGAACUACCGACAUGAGCACCCGGGGUAUGAUUGUGCAGACUCUCUCGUCCGUCGGGUCCAAGCGGGAAGUCCAACAGUACCUCUCGCUCUUCACAUCCGUCUCGUCGCAACGCUUCGCUGUGAUCAAGGUUGGCGGCGCCAUCCUAACCGACUACAUCGACGAGCUCUGUUCCAGCUUGGCCUUUCUCUAUACCGUCGGGCUCUACCCCAUCAUUGUCCAUGGUGCCGGGCCGCAGCUCAACACUCUGCUGGAGCAGGCUGGCGUCGAGCCUCAGUUCGAAGAAGGCAUCCGGGUGACGGACCCCAAGACCCUGCGUGUCGCGCGCGACCUCUUCCUCCAGGAGAACCUCAACCUUGUCAACAAGUUGGAGGAGAAGGGUGUGCACGCCCAACCCCUGACGACCGGCAUGUUCAGGGCGGACUAUCUGAAUAAGGAAAAGUGGGGGUUGGUCGGAAAGAUCACCGGUGUCAACAAGCAGCCCAUCGAGACGGCUAUUAACAAUGGCUAUCUCCCCAUCCUCACCUCCAUGGCUGAGACCGACGACGGCCAAAUCCUCAACGUCAACGCCGACGUCGCCGCCGCCGAGUUAGCCCGUGCUCUCGAGCCCCUGAAGGUCGUUUACCUGUCUGAGAAGGGCGGUCUUUUCGACGCCGGGGGCCAGAAGAUCUCGGCCAUCAACCUGGAUGAAGAAUAUGAGCACCUCAUGUCGCAGUCGUGGGUCAAGUAUGGCACCAGGCUGAAGAUCAAGGAGAUCAAGGAGCUGCUAGACACACUGCCGCGCGCCACCAGCGUCGCCAUCAUUCACCCCGGAGAGCUCCAGAAGGAACUUUUCACAGAUUCCGGUGCUGGCACGCUCAUCCGCCGUGGCAGCAAGCUGCUUUCGGCCACUAGCCUCUCCGAGUUCAAGAACGUCGACACGCUCAAGGAGGUGUUGAUCCGGGAUCGGGAGGGCCCUGACGCGCUCGCCACCGUCGACAAGUAUUUUGAGUUCCUCGGCGAGAACAACUUCAAGGCAUACUACGACGGGCCCAUGAAUGCCCUUGCCAUUGUCUUGCCGGCGAGCGAUGGACGCCAGGCUACCCUUGCCACCCUCACAAUCACCAAGUCGGGGUGGUUGACUAACGUCGCCGACAACAUCUUCACCGCCCUCCGUAAGGAGCACCCCCAACUCGUCUGGACCGUCAGGGAGGACGACGAGAACCUCGGGUGGUUCUUUGACAAGGCCGACGGUAGCAUCACGCGAAAUGGCAGUGUGAUGUUCUGGUAUGGAAUCGAGAACGGCGAGGAGGUCGUGCAAUUGAUGAAGGACUUCACUCAAAACGGUCGCGCCAUGCUUGGCAACUCCAACCUCGAGUCGCGGUUGCAGCGCGCCGCGACUAACGGCGCAAAGUCCGUCCCCCAGCAAGCUCGCUCAUACUCGACGCUCGCUCGCCGUCCUAGUCUCUCGACCCCGGUCUUUGGUCAGACCGGCCGGAGGACGUACGUCACCCAGACCAACCCCAACCCUCCGAUCGGCAAGAGGAACGCAUCCAAGUCCCAGCCCGCCAGGGUAGCGCUCAUCGGCGCCCGUGGUUUCACCGGCCAGGAGUUGAUCCGCCUGCUCGACUCUCACCCGAACAUGGAUCUCCGCCACGUUUCGUCGCGUGAGCUUGCGGGCACGAAGCUGGAAGGGUACAACAAGAAGGACGUCAUCUACGAGAACCUCAGCCCCGAAGACGUCCGGGAUAUGGAGCGCCGUGGUGAUAUCGACUGCUGGGUCAUGGCUCUGCCAAACGGAGUGUGCAAGCCGUUCGUCGAGGCCGUCUACGAUGGCCGCAACGACUCGAACCACAAGAGCGUCAUCGUCGACCUCUCGGCCGAUUACCGUUUCGACAACACGUGGACCUACGGCCUCCCCGAGCUCGUUACCAGGGCCGACAUCACCCAGGCCACGCAGAUUGCCAACCCCGGCUGCUACGCCACGGCGGCGCAGCUCGGCAUCGCUCCCCUCGUGUCCCACCUCGGCGGCAUGCCCCACGUGUUUGGCAUCUCGGGCUACUCGGGGGCCGGCACCAAGCCGUCGCCCAAGAACGACGUCAGCCUGCUCACGGACAACAUCAUCCCGUACAGCUUGACGGGCCACAUCCACGAGCGCGAGGUCAGCGCGCAGCUCGGCGCCCAGGUGGCCUUUGUGCCGCACGUCGCCGUCUGGUUCCGCGGCAUCCACCACACCAUCUCGAUCCCGCUCAACAAGACCAUGACGUCGCGCGACAUCCGCCAGAUCUACCAGGACCGCUACGCCGGCGAGAAGCUGGUCAAGGUCGUCGGCGAGGCGCCCCUCGUCAAGAACAUCAGCGGGAAGCACGGCGUCGAGAUCGGCGGCUUCGAGGUCGACAAGAGCGGGAAGCGCGUCGUCGUCUGCGCCACCAUCGAUAACCUGCUCAAGGGCGCCGCUACCCAAUGUUUGCAGAACAUGAACCUCGCCCUGGGCUAUGCCGAGUACGAGGGCAUCCCCGUCAUGUAGAUGGAUCACGGCCGCACGUAGACAGGCGUUCUUCAGAGUGGUUGGUUGGUUUCCAGAGCUAGGGCCCCAGGGUUUCAUACCACAUGUCACAUGUCCUCGGCACUUGUGUCUUUUCUUGCUUCUGCUGUUCAUACGGUUCGUUUCCAUCUUCCGGAGUUUGGAGGGCAAGCUUCGUUUCGAAAAUGGGU